This is a messenger RNA of Lepisosteus oculatus (spotted gar), 1809 nucleotides long. RefSeq names its product H6 family homeobox 1 (gene hmx1). Gene Ontology annotation, cellular component: nucleus. The record is from RefSeq and is a predicted model, not a curated record. NCBI's taxonomy places the organism in Eukaryota, Metazoa, Chordata, Actinopteri, Semionotiformes, Lepisosteidae. Gene Ontology annotation, molecular function: RNA polymerase II transcription regulatory region sequence-specific DNA binding; DNA-binding transcription factor activity, RNA polymerase II-specific. Gene Ontology annotation, biological process: negative regulation of DNA-templated transcription; regulation of transcription by RNA polymerase II.
AACAGGAUGCGAAGACACAAAUAGCCAAUAGGAGGUACUGUAUCAUGUUCUUCUAAACCUCUUUCUUUCACUUGACGUGGAAUUUGAGCCUUACACACCGCUAUCUGUAUUUUGAUUUGUUCCCUAAUUGACCUAAAUAAAGCCCCUGACUGACAGGGUUUCUCUAGCCCCCCAAGGCACACUAUCUAACAGAGUAGUGAACUCAUUGCAAGUAAUUCCCUUAUUUUCUUGAGUAAUCCCAUUUGCUAUUGUGGUCGUCCAAUCGCAGAAUGUUAUUUGCUUGUUAAGCGUUUAACUUGCUUGACAUUUUUACUUCAGCAUUGCCGCUGUCUCCCAGUUUCUGGCGCCUGUAAUUUUAUGUGGUUAUUUUAGUGGGUUUCAUCCUAGGAAAUAGUUGACAUGGUUAAUCAAAGACGGCGAGACGUACAGAAGGGAAUGCGUUUUUUGUAUUUGAAGUGAAAAGAUCAUUACCGAAGUAAGGGAAGACCAACACUGUGGCCAGUUAGAAAUUAAAGCGGACAUCAUGCCUGACAAAGCGGCGGAGAGCCAGAAUUCAACAUCUGCGAGGGUUUCCUCGUUUUUUAUUGAAAAUUUGCUAGGAUCCAACAGAAAAGAAGAGACGAGGGAUACAAUUCAGGAUAAUAUAGACGACUGCAGUAAAGAGAUGUUUUUUCACAGCGGAGUCGCAGUCAGCCAUUGCAAUCAAAUCUGUUGUCAAGUAUCAAAUGCUGGAUUCAGUACGCAGAACUGUCCUCUGAGGAUCUAUCCUUUGGAAUGGUACAGAAGAGCUUCGCUGAACUGUGCAGCACACGAAAGACUGGGGAGUCCAAAGGAGAAUCACAGUUUAGAUGACGCUUGCUACUCUGGAACAGCUAGCGACCGGGAUUCUCCAGGGAUUUCUGAGCCCACUGAAGGGAACGAGAGAAAGCAGGAGGAAAACACAGCAGACGGAAAGGAGGAUGAUACUCUACAUACUUUCCACGGAUUGCCUGAUCAAGAAACCCCAGAACAGAAAUCUGCCCGAAAAAAGAAGACUCGUACAGUUUUCAGUAGGAGUCAAGUUUUCCAGCUGGAAUCUACCUUUGACAUGAAAAGAUACUUGAGCAGCUCCGAGCGAGCGGGACUGGCGGCGUCGCUGCAUCUGACUGAGACUCAAGUGAAAAUCUGGUUCCAGAACAGAAGGAACAAAUGGAAAAGACAAUUAGCGGCGGAUUUGGAAGCAGCGAACCUUUCUCAUUCGGCUCAAAGGAUUGUCAGAGUUCCAAUUUUAUACCACGAAAACUCAACUCCUCCUGCCUUGGGUUUUAGUGUGCCUCAAGUGUCGCCACCAUUAGUUGGCUUUUCGAGUACUGUGAAUUACCCCGUUACAGCUUUCCCCUCUUCAAUGUCCUUUAUAAGGUCACAAAUGACAGGUUUUGUGUAAUAACAAGAAUACAUAAUAUUUACACUUCAAAUAUUUCUGGUGGAUUUAUUAUUGAAUCAGAGACGUGCAAUAAUUCACUGUAUAGUGAUGCAGAAAAUUGCGUUUGUUUGCUGCAUUCACAGUGAAAAAGGUGUAUAAAUCAAUACAUUAUAACAUUAAUUUAAAACUUGUUGAUCCUCAUGGAUAUAUAAAUUAAGCAAUAUGUUGUUGUUAAUUUUUUUUAAUUACAUCUUACCUAUGGGCAAGAUUCUGGGUAAUAUUCUGAUCAAUACGGGGUCACAGCCCACGCCUUUUACCUUACGAAGGGGAUUCUUUAAAAGUAUUUUACAAAAAAAAAACUUUAUUCAAUUCUUGUUUUCCAAUUUUGUCACGUAUCCACGACUGAA